ACCGGGAGUUUCCAAAAAUCACAUUCACUAUACUAAGCCGAACAAUGGUUAACAUGAGCUAUCACCAAUCUCAACUAAAAUAUAUACAUACUCCGAACCCAAGACAGUCAAGAAAGCGAAAUAAUAAAAGAAAAAGGACUUGUUGGGACAAAUUAUCACCAACAACCAAUUGCCAGACUUGAUUAUAAGAGACUUUCAAAAGGUCCAGUGUGUACCAGCGUGUGGCUGUGAAAGACUAUCUGUGCGACUGAGUGACAGAGAUGACUACCGAGUGGCUUCACCUGCCCCCUCCGUACCCCCCUGGUGUGGGGCCGUUGUGUGGUGCAGAGUUGGAGGCGUGGUAUGAAGACCUGCAGGAUAUACUGGGAUCAGACACGGGUGGGGCCAAGCUGACUCGCGCCCCUCCCUGCUCAGAGAAAGAGACAGAGUUCCUGGAUGUCCUGGAGAGCUGUUCCCUGACAUGGCUGACGGACGGGGUGGGGGUGGGGGUUGGAGGGCAGGCAUGGGGCGGAGGAGAGGGUGUCCAGAGGGUCACAAUUCCGGAGGAGCCUCCUACCCAUCCGCCCCCCUCCUCCACCGCCUUGUGUCUGAAUCCAGCUGAGGAGAGGACGGAGAGGCCUAGGGACAGAGAGGGAGGGAGAGAUGGAGAGGGAGGUUCGGGAGGAGGGGACCUGUUACCCCCAGAGUUCUUUGAGCUGCUGAGUGAGGGAGGGUUGGGCAUGGUGGACAGUAACUACCAUCAUCAUCAUUCCAACAAUGUCCAACAGCCUGGGUCUCCCUCCACUAGCGAGGAGGAUGAACACCCAUGUGUCCCCGACUCACCCUCCUGCUCCUCCUCCGCCGCCUCUCCUUCCCCCUCUCUCAACUGCUCUCCUCCUUCCUCUCCUGUCUCCUCUCUUACUAGCACCGCUUUCUCAUUGUCUCGGCUGGGCAAACGCAAGAGAGGCAACUCUCUGUCCUUCCCUUCCACCGGUUCGCGCUCAUCCUCCUCUUCCUCUUCUGCGAAGAAGAGCAGGAGAGAGAGGGAGCAGGAGAACGAGAGGAAGGUGCAGGAGCUGACGGACCAGAACGAGAGGUUAAAAGCGGAGAUAGACAGACUGGGAGAGGAGGUGCAGAGGACACGCAGAGCCCUGAUAGAGAGACUAGUUAACACCAAGAAGUGAAGGAAGAAAAGCAAGGAGAAGAGCGGGAUGAGAGGUAGCAGGUUGACAGAAGUAACACAAGGCAUAAACAUUUGGAAUAGCAGGUUCGCGGUGAAGGGUGAACAUUGGGGUGACCAUGAAAUGCAUUUCUAGAUGAUGGUUAGAAAGAAACCAAAAGAUACGUACGUGUUUCGAGAAGAAACUUAAAUUAUAAGUUUCUUCAAAACUGUAUGAGAGAGAGAGAAAGAAGGAAAGUUAGAAAGAAAGAUGAAAGAGCAAGUCAAAGGAAAACCAUGGAGAGAAGGAACUGCAGCAUUGCGGCAAAUGUAGAGAGAGAGAUAGACAGCAUGUAAAGGAAAUGGAGGAAACGGUUUAAAUGGCAGGUGGAUCAUGCAAUGCCUCUGUUGAGACGUUAGUGUACUGUAUUUAUGUAGGGCUGGAUUUUAGGAAGCACAUUUGAACUAGAUGGGUAGCAAUUAGUGCCCAUCACAAGCAUUGUACGAUUGUGUAGCUCAUUCAGUCUACUGAAGCGCUCAGUUUGAAGUACUGUACGGAUUAGUUAGAGUCAAUGAAUUGAUUGAGGGCAUCGAUUCCAAAAUUAAGAAAUUGAUCGGAAGCAUCAACAGUUAACACCCAUCGCAAGCAUUGCAUGGGACUUGUUCAUUAGGAAUCAAAUGGAAAGAGAAGGUGGGUCUACCUGGACUCAUCCAAUAAGAAACGCUGAUAGAGGUUUUCUGUUGCAAAACGCUUUAAAACGUUUUUGCCAUGAUGAGCUCGAUCCUGAUUACGGCGUUUUUCGCUUAUCCAACCUAGUGAAGUGUUCAGUAUGAAGUAGGGGAUGAUGAGUUAGAUUCAAUUGAGUGAUUGAGGGAACCAGCGUCGUUUCCAAAAUGAAGGAAUUGGUUGGAAGCUUCUAUCUAUGAAAGUUGUUAACCAACACCCAUCAGAAGCAUUCCAUGGGUCGUGUUCAUUAGGCACCAAACGGAAGACCAACUUGGGCUUGUUCAUCAACAAACACACAAUUACAUUUUCUGUUACAUGCCAUAAUGAAUGAGACUGAUUGGGCAUGGUUUAGAUCAUUCAGCCUAGUGAAGGGAUUUGUAUGAACUAGGGAUGAGUUUUAUUAUUGGAUUAAUUGAUCAAGGGUGUUGGCAUUGACUCCAACAUUAUGGAAUUGACUAAUCACAUAAAGGUGAUAUUUACCAUUGCUAGGAGUUUUAUUGACUAAUCUGCCUUCGCAACCAUCAAUGAAUUGAUUCUAAAAAACAUAGUUGGGCUCAUCCCUAGUAUGACAGUAGAGUAUGGAACGGAAACGCGGAGAGUGCAUUUCAUUGUCACCCUAUCCUUUAUCUAGCCUGGUUAAAUCAGACUGAAUGCUUUGCGUACCAUUGUUCCCCAAUGAAACAACAAUGAAACAUAGCUAAAUCAGUUUGGAUCCCAGGCUAUCCCUUAUCUGCCAACCUCUAAAAUCUAAGAUUAAUCCUACAGGCUGAACAGAGGCGAGCAGAGAUAAUAUUUCUUGCAUAGUUUAUGAGGAAAUAUGGAGCUCAGGAAAGUUUGUCAGUACUCAGUGCAGUGUGAGUAUGUGAGAAUGAUGAUUGGUAGUUUUUCAAUUUCUACUUUCGUAUAACCCGCUGCAGCUUUAGUGUGUAUGGAUAGUUCUACACCUAGGACCCAGUUAUUCUUCUUUCUACGCUGAUCUUUUUCUAUCAAAUUGACUGAAUUUGGAGGUAGUAAUAUUUACAAUGUAGAGCUACCCUGAUUCACCUAUAUAUUUGAUAUAACCAUGUAUUAUACCUAGUUAUACUGUAAUAUAUACACCCUUUACUGUACCCAUAUUAACUUGUCAUGUUAUUAUUAAAAAAUAUGUAUCGAUUGGUGGUUGAAUUAGAGGAAACUAACAUCCAUGUAUUUUAUUUCUGUUGUUACAUGAAACAUUAUAUUGUAUUUACUUUAUUAUAUGCUCACAUUUUCUAAUAAAUCCUUAAAACAA
Messenger RNA from Oncorhynchus tshawytscha (Chinook salmon), 3135 nucleotides. RefSeq names its product DNA-damage-inducible transcript 3 (gene ddit3). The transcript has 4 exons. Lineage: Eukaryota; Metazoa; Chordata; Actinopteri; Salmoniformes; Salmonidae. Gene Ontology annotation, biological process: positive regulation of intrinsic apoptotic signaling pathway; negative regulation of transcription by RNA polymerase II; intrinsic apoptotic signaling pathway in response to endoplasmic reticulum stress. Gene Ontology annotation, cellular component: CHOP-ATF4 complex; CHOP-C/EBP complex; cytoplasm. Gene Ontology annotation, molecular function: DNA-binding transcription activator activity, RNA polymerase II-specific; protein heterodimerization activity; transcription factor binding. The record is from RefSeq and is a predicted model, not a curated record. The coding region runs from base 261 to 1163 and encodes 300 amino acids.